ACCAAUACACACACACACACCAAGAAUCUGUAUCUUUGUCUCGUGUGUGUAGUUGUUGAGCGUUCGUUAGAACAAACCGUCUCCGGUUUCUCCACAAUCUUUGUCUGUUUUUAAAUUUUUAAAUAAAAAAAAAAAGAACAGAACCCAUGAAACCCAAGAUAUCCUUACUGAAGUUUCUGGUGUUUUUUGUCGUCUUCGUGUUUUCUUCUUCUUCUGUCGUCGAAGGGAGUGUCCGGCGAUUCAAAUGGGAGGUGAAGUACCAGUUCAAAUCCCCCGACUGUUUCGAGAAACUGACGAUAACGGUCAACGGUCAGUCACCGGGCCCGACCAUCACAGCUCAGCAAGGAGACACCAUUGUUGUCGAGCUCAAGAACAGUUUAAUGACUGAAAACGUCGCUAUCCAUUGGCAUGGCAUCCGACAGAUAGGAACUCCAUGGUUUGAUGGAGCAGAAGGUAUUACGCAGUGUCCAAUUCUUCCCGGAGAGACCUUCACUUACCAGUUCGUCGUCGACAGACCUGGAACGUACAUGUACCAUUCGCACUACGGCAUGCAGAGAGAAGCCGGGCUGCAGGGGAUGAUCAGAGUUUCUCUUCCAGAGGGAGAAUCCGAACCGUUCCGGUACGAUUACGACCGUACCAUUCUGCUUGCCGAUUGGUACCACAAGAGCACUUACGAGAAAGCCACCGGCCUCGCCUCCAUUCCUUUCAGAUGGGUCGGUGAACCUCAGUCGCUUCUGAUACAAGGAAGAGGGAAAUUCAACUGUUCAAACUCGGUAAUUCCGAGCAAUGUGGCCGGGGUCUGCAAUUCCACGAACCCUCAGUGUGCUCCUUUUGUCCUUACUGUCGUCCCCGGCAAGACUUACCGUCUCAGAAUCGGUAGUUUGACCUCUCUUUCUGCCCUCAGCUUCCAGAUCGAGGGCCAUAACCUGACGGUGGUGGAAGCGGACGGACACAACGUAGAGCCGUUCACGGUGAGGAAUCUGUUCAUAUACUCGGGCGAGACUUAUUCCGUGCUGCUCAAGGCAGAUCAAGACCCGAAACGAAACUACUGGAUCACGACCAACAUCGUCAGCCGCCGGCCGUCCACUCCGCCGGCAACAGCCGUCCUCAACUACUACCCCAACCACCCUCGCCGCCGACCUCCGACGCCAUCUCCAGCGAUCUCCGAUCUCCCGGUGUGGAACGACACUCGCCCACGUGUCGCUCUGAGCCUAGCCAUCCGGGCACGGAGAGGGUUCGUUCACGCGCCGCCGGCGAGUUCCGACAGAGUGAUCGUGCUGUUGAACACGCAGAACGAAGUCAACGGGUUCAGACGGUGGUCGGUCAACAACGUGUCGUUCAAUCUCCCCCACACUCCCUACCUGAUCGCGUUGAAGGAGAACAUAACCGACGCGUUUGACUGGAAUUUCUCACCGCCGGAGAAUUACGACUGGGAAAACUACGACAUAUUCGCGAAACCCAUAAACGCAAACGCGACGAUCAGAGACGGGAUCUACAGAUUGCGGUUGAAUUCAACGGUGGACGUGAUUCUGCAGAACGCGAACACGAUGAACGCGAACGACAGCGAGACGCACCCGUGGCACUUGCACGGGCACGAUUUCUGGGUUCUCGGGCACGGACAGGGGAAGUUCAACGUGUCGGAGGAUCCGAAGAAGUACAAUUUGGUGGAUCCGAUAAUGAAGAACACCGUACCGGUUCAUCCGUACGGAUGGACAGCGUUGCGCUUCAGAGCGGACAAUCCCGGCGUUUGGGCUUUUCACUGCCACAUUGAGUCGCAUUUCUUCAUGGGGAUGGGCAUUGUGUUCGAAGAAGGCGUCCACAGAGUUGGGAACUUGCCGCCUUCCAUCAUGGGCUGUGGUCACACCAAACGCUGAUUGAUACAUCGGUUCAUGUCUAUGCCAUUUUUUUUUUUCUAAUUUCUGUUGGGUGAAAUUGAUUUGUUUACACGUAAGUGGCUGCUUGAUUCCAAA
Tarenaya hassleriana is the source of this 1970-nucleotide messenger RNA. RefSeq names its product L-ascorbate oxidase. The coding region runs from base 147 to 1874 and encodes 575 amino acids. Gene Ontology annotation, cellular component: extracellular region. The record is from RefSeq and is a predicted model, not a curated record. Gene Ontology annotation, molecular function: copper ion binding; oxidoreductase activity. The transcript has 5 exons. Lineage: Eukaryota; Viridiplantae; Streptophyta; Magnoliopsida; Brassicales; Cleomaceae.